UGUGACUCAGGAAACAGCUCAGACAUUAGGCUUGCAGCAGGCUGAAGAGGACAAGGAAAGGGCAGUGUGAGCCAAGGAGGUGGCCCUGCCACAGUGAGGGCUCUGAAAGUCCCUGCCUGAAAAGGGAGAGGAGAUCUGGGCUUGGGGAUGCUCUGGAAUGCAGCCCCCUUCCCUGCUGCUGCUUCUGCUGCUGCCGCCACCACCGUGUUUCCUAGUUGUCAUGGCCAGAGGGUUGCUGUGCGGAAGUUUUCCAGAACCCUGUGCCAAUGGAGGCACCUGCCUGACCCUGCCUCAGGGGCAAGAGACCUGCCUGUGUGCCCCUGGCUUCCUGGGCAAGACAUGCAAGUUUCCUGACCCUUGCCAAGAUGCUCAGCUCUGCCAGAAUGGGGGCAGCUGCCAAACCCUGCUUCCCACCUCACCAGGCUCCUCUAGCUCCCCCUCUCCACUGCCCCCCAGCUUCUUCUGCAACUGCCCCACUGGCUUCACUGGUAAAAGGUGCCAGGUCCGCCUCCAAGACCCCUGUCUUCCCUCCUUCUGUUCCAAAAGGGGCCGCUGCCACAUCCAGGCUUCAGGCCGCCCACAGUGCACCUGCAUGCCUGGAUGGACAGGCGAGCAGUGCCAGCUUCGGGACUUCUGCUCAGCCAACCCCUGCAUCAAUGGAGGCGUAUGUCUGGCAACAUACCCCCAGAUCCAGUGCCGCUGCCCACCUGGCUUUGAGGGUCAUGCCUGCCAACAUGAUGUCAAUGAGUGCUUCCAGGACCCUGGACUCUGCCCUAAAGGCACCUCCUGCCUUAAUACCCUGGGCUCCUACCAAUGUCUCUGCCCUGCAGGGCGGGAAGGUCCACACUGUGAGCUCCGAACAGGACCCUGCCCCCUAGCAGGCUGUUCAAAUGGGGGCACCUGCCAACUGGUGCCAGGGGGAGACACCACCUUUCACUUCUGCCUCUGCCCCCCAGGCUUCACAGGCCUAGACUGCGAGGUGAAUCUAGAUGACUGUAUUGAGCACCACUGUCAGAAUGGGGGCAUUUGCCAGGAUGGACUGGGCACCUACACCUGCCUCUGCCCAGAGACUUGGACAGGUUGGGAUUGCUCUGAAGAUGUGGAUGAAUGUGAGGUUCACGGUUCCCCUCACUGCAAAAAUGGGGGUACCUGCCAGAACUUGCCUGGCAGCUUUCACUGUGUAUGUGUGAGUGGCUGGGGAGGCACAGGCUGUGAAGAGAACCUGGAUGACUGUGUUGCUGCUACCUGUGCUCCUGGAUCCACCUGCAUUGACCACGUGGGCUUCUUUUCCUGCCUCUGCCCACCUGGGCGCACAGGCCUCCUAUGCCACCUGGAAGAUAUGUGUCUGAGCCAGCCAUGCCAUGGGGAAGCCCAGUGCAGCACCAACCCCCUGACGGGCUCCACACUCUGCCUGUGCCAACCUGGCUACUCAGGGCCCACCUGCCACCAAGACCUGGAUGAGUGUCAGAUGGCCCAGCAAGGUCCCAGUCCCUGUGAACAUGGUGGUUCCUGCCUCAACACCCCUGGCUCCUUCAACUGCCUCUGUCCACCUGGCUACACGGGCUCCCGCUGUGAGGCUGAUCAUAAUGAGUGCCUGUCCCAGCCUUGCCACCCAGGCAGCACCUGCCUGGACCUCCUUGCCACCUUCCACUGCCUCUGCCCACCAGGUUUAGAAGGGCUACUCUGUGAGGUGGAGACCAAUGAGUGUGCCUCAGCUCCUUGCCUGAACCAAGCUGACUGUCACGACCUGCGCAACGGCUUCCUGUGUGUCUGCCAGCCUGGAUUCACUGGCACCCAGUGUGAGGAAGACAUCGAUGAAUGCAGAAGCUCUCCCUGUGCCAAUGGUGGGCAGUGCCAGGACCAGCCUGGAGCCUUCCAUUGCAAGUGUCUCCCAGGCUUUGAAGGGCCACAGUGUGAGACAGAGGUGGAUGAGUGUCUGAGUAGCCCAUGCCCCAGUGGAGCCAGCUGCCUUGAUCUCCCAGGAGCCUUCUUUUGCCUAUGCCCCUCUGGCUUCACAGGCCAGCUCUGUGAGGUUCCCCUGUGUGCCCCUAACCUGUGCCAGCCUGAGCAGAAAUGCCAGGAUCAGGAAAACAAGAUCCACUGCCUCUGCCCCAGUGGAAGCCUUGGCUGUGCCCCUGCUGAGGACAACUGCACCUGCCACCAUGGGCAUUGCCAGAGAUCUUCAUGUGUGUGUGAUGUGGGCUGGACAGGGCCAGAGUGUGAGGCAGAGCUGGGGGCCUGCAUCUCCAUACCCUGUGCCCAUGGGGGGACCUGCUAUCCCCAGCCCUCUGGCUACAACUGCACCUGCCCCACAGGCUACACAGGGCCCACCUGUAGUGAGGAGGUGACAGCUUGUCACUCAGAGCCCUGUCUCAAUGGUGGCUCCUGUAGUCCCAGCCCUGGAGGUUACUCCUGCAUCUGCCUUCCAAGCCAUACAGGGUCCCACUGCCAAACCAUCAUUGACCACUGCGUGUCUGCCCCGUGCCUCAAUGGGGGUACCUGUGUGAACAGGACUGGCACCUUCUCCUGCCUCUGUUCCGUGGGCUUCCAGGGUCCACAUUGUGAGGGAAGGAUCCACUCCAGCUGUGCAGACAGCCCCUGUAGGAACAGGGCAACCUGCCAAGAUGGCCCUCAGGGCCCUCGCUGCCUCUGCCCUCCUGGAUACACAGGAGAAAGCUGCCAGACUCUGAUGGACUUAUGUGCCCAGAAGCCCUGUCCACACAAUGCCCACUGCCUCCAGAGUGGGCCCUCCUUCCAGUGCCUGUGCCUCCAGGGAUGGACCGGGCCUCUCUGUAACAUUCCACAGUCCUCCUGCCAGAAGGCUGCGCUGAGCCAAGGCAUAGAAGUCUCUGCCCUGUGCCAGAAUGGAGGCCUUUGCAUUGAUAGAGGCCCCUCCUAUUUCUGCCACUGCCCCCCUGGAUUCCAAGGCAGUUUAUGCCAGGAUAACAUAAACCCCUGUGAAUCCCGGCCUUGUCAGAAUGGGGCCACUUGUGUGGCCCAGCCCAAUGGCUAUCUCUGCCAGUGUGCCCCAGGCUACAAUGGACAGAACUGCUCAAAGGAAAUUGAUGCUUGUCAGUCCCAACCCUGUCACAACCAUGGAACCUGCACCCCCAUACUUGGAGGCUUCAACUGUGCCUGCCCUCCAGGUUUUGUGGGUCUGCGCUGUGAGGGGGAUGUGGAUGAGUGUCUAGACAAGCCUUGUCACCCAACAGGCACCGCAGCCUGCCAUUCUCUAGCCAAUGCCUUCUACUGCCAGUGUCUACCUGGACAUACAGGCCAGUGGUGUGAGGUGGAGAUAGACCCCUGCCAGAGCCAGCCCUGCUCCCAUGGAGGAUCCUGUGAGGUCACCGCAGGACCACCCCGGGGUUUCACCUGCCACUGUCCCCAGGGUUUUGAAGGCCCCACCUGCGGCCACAGAGUUCCUUCCUGCGGCAUCUAUCACUGUCACCAUGGAGGCCUGUGUCUGCCCUCCCCUAAGCCAGGAUUCCCACCCCGCUGUGCCUGCCUCAAUGGCUUUGAGGGUCCUGACUGCCUGACUCCACCAGCUCCUCAGGGCUGUGGGCCCCCGUCCCCAUGCCUACACAAUGGCAGCUGCUCAGAGACCCCUGGGUUGGGGGGCCCAGGCUUUCGAUGCUCCUGCCCUCCUGACUCUCCGGGGCCCAGAUGUCAGAGGCCUGGAGCAAAAGGGUGUGAAGGCAGAAGUGGAGAUGGGGCCUGUGACACUGGCUGCAGUGGCCCAGGAGGAAACUGGGAUGGUGGGGACUGCUCCCUGGGGGUCCCAGACCCCUGGAAAGGCUGCCCCUCCCAUUCCCGGUGCUGGCUUCUCUUCCGGGAUGGACAGUGCCACCCACAGUGUGACUCGGAAGAAUGUCUGUUUGAUGGCUACGACUGCGAGCCCCCUCCAUCCUGCACUCCAGCCUAUGACCAGUACUGCCGGGACCACUUCCACAAUGGGCACUGUGAGAAAGGCUGCAACACCGCAGAAUGUGGCUGGGAUGGGGGCGACUGCAGACCUGAAGAUGGGGACUUGGAGUGGGGGCCCUCCCUGGCCCUGCUGGUGGUGCUGAGCCCAACUGCCCUGGACCAGCAGCUGCUUGCUCUGGCCCGCGUGCUGUCCUUGACUCUGAGGGUGGGGCUCUGGGUGAGGAAGGAUAGUAAUGGCAGAGACAUGGUGUUCCCCUAUCCUGGGUCCCGGGCAGAAGAAGAGCUAAGAGGAACCCAUGACCCCUCACAUGCAGAGGAAGCAGACCCUGAUAUGCAGCUCCUAGGCAAGGAGAAGGACUCCCUCAGUGCUGGGUUUGUGGUGGUGAUGGGUGUAGAUUUGUCCCACUGUGGCCCUGACCACCCAGCAUCCCGUUGUCCCUGGGACUCAGGACUCCUGCUUCGCUUCCUUGCAGCAAUGGCUGCAGUGGGAGCCCUAGAGCCCCUGCUGCCUGCACCCCUGCUGGCUGCCCACCCUCACACAGGCUCUGCACCCACCAAACAGCUUCCCUGGACCAUGCUGUGCUCGCCAGUUGCUGGAGUGCUUCUCCUGGCCCUGGGGGCUCUUCUUGUCCUUCAGCUCAUCCGACGUCGACGCCGAGAGCAUGGGGCCCUCUGGCUGCCUCCUGGCUUCACUCGAAGGCCUAGAACUCAGCAGACUCCCCGAAGACGCAGGCCCCCACUGGGCGAGGACAGCAUUGGCCUCAAGGAACUGAAGCCAGAGGCAGAAGUGGAAGAGGAUGGAGUGGUGAUGUGCUCAGGCCCUGAGGAGGAAGAAGAGGCUGAAGAAAUGGCCCCACCUUCCAAGUGCCAACUGUGGCCACUGAGUGGUGGCUGUGGGGAGCUCCCUCAGGUGGCCAUGCUGACUCCUCCUCAGGAAUCAGAGAUAGAAGUCUCUGAUGUGAAUGCCUGUGGACCAGAUGGGGUUACACCCCUGAUGUCUGCAGUCUGCUGUGGGAGAGUGGAGUCCAGGACCUUUCAGGGAGCAUGGUUGGGAAGUCCUGAGCCCUGGGAACUUCUGCUGGAUGGAGGGGCCUGUCCCCAGGCUCACACAGUGGGCACUGGGGAGACCCCUCUGCACCUAGCUGCCCGUUUCUCCAGACCAACUGCUGCCUGCCGCCUCCUUGAGGCUGGAGCCAACCCCAACCAGCCAGACCGGGCAGGGCGUACUCCACUUCAUGCUGCUGUAGCUGCUGACGCACGGGAGGUCUGCCAGCUCCUACUCGGCAGCAGACAGACUGCAGUGGACGCACGUACAGAGGACGGGACCACACCCUUGAUGCUGGCGGCCAGGCUGGCGGUGGAAGACCUAGUUGAAGAACUGAUUGCAGCCCAAGCAGAUGUCGGGGCCAGAGAUAAAUGGGGAAAAACUGCACUGCACUGGGCUGCUGCUGUAAACAACGCCCGAGCCGCCCGCUCCCUUCUACAAGCUGGAGCCGAUAAAGAUGCCCAGGACAGCAGGGAGCAGACGCCGCUGUUCCUGGCUGCCCGGGAAGGAGCGAUGGAGGUAGCCCAGCUUCUGCUGGGGCUGGGGGCGGCCCGAGGACUGCGGGACCAGGCUGGGCUAGCGCCCAGCGACAUCGCGCGCCAGCGUAACCACUGGGAUCUGCUGACGCUACUGGAAGGGGCGGGACCACCAGAGGCACGUCACAAAGCGACGCCGAGCCGCGAGACUGGGGCCUUCCCGCGCGCGCGGACCGCGUCAGGAAGCGUGCCUGCGCAUGCGGGCGGCGCCGUUCCGCGCUGCCGGACGCUGUCAGCCGGAGCGGGCCAGCGUGGAGGCGGAGCUUGCCAGCAAUCUCGGACUUUGUCCGUAGACUUGGCCCCGCGCGGGGCCAGGGCCUAUCCUCAUUGCCGGAGCCUGUCUGGAGGAGGAGCAGGAGGCCCGCCGUCCCGCAGCCGUAGAUUUUCUGCAGGCAUGCGUGGGUCUCGGCCCAACCCUGCAAUAGUUCGGGGAAAAUCAGGAGUUGUGGCCGCACGCGGGGGCAGGACAGUAGCGGAUGAUUGGCCCUGUGAUUGGGUAACCCUGGAGACCUGCGGCCCCUCCCCCAACAUUCCGAUCCCGCCUCCUUGCCUUACUCCUUCCCCGGAGCGGGGAUCCCCUCAAGUUGUCUGGGGUCUCCCAGUUCAGCAAGUCAUUCCCUUAAACUCCGAAGGAGAGGGUCAGAAAUAGAAGGAUAGUAAGGAGAGGGGAAUCCUAAAAAUGAUUAAAUGACUGGGUGUCUGGAAGGCUUGCCUGACUUUAAAAUUAAGGCCCAAAAGUAGAGGGGGUAGUUUCCCUCCCAAAAUGAGUGAAUGCCCACCUCAACAGGCAUGGUAUUCCACGUAGAGAAGCUGAAGCACUAAAGAUUUAGGAUGCUGGAAUGAGGCAGGCCCAGGUCAUCCUCUAGAAAAUAAACAUGAGAGGCUACAAAAGGACAAAGUUCAUGGAGAGAACUACCCCUAAACCAGAACUAGGAACUGCCGGCAGAUGUUCCGAGUUCCCCCACCCCCACGCUGUGGUCAACAGAUAGCUAAUACUUAUAGAGCACCUACUGUGUGCCAGGCACUGUGUAGAUGCUGAAAGGUAGCUAGUCCAGCUGAUGACUCCUUGCUCUCCCUGACCCCAUCAAAGAAACUCCAUGCAGGGAUGAAGCGCCUCCCUUCUAGUCACUGCCAUCUCUAGUGAACCCCAAAUCUCACUAGUAAUAAAGCUGAUUUAAAGCAUUAAA
This is a messenger RNA of Ictidomys tridecemlineatus (thirteen-lined ground squirrel), 6692 nucleotides long. RefSeq names its product notch receptor 4 (gene Notch4). Gene Ontology annotation, molecular function: protein binding; calcium ion binding; signaling receptor activity. Gene Ontology annotation, biological process: Notch signaling pathway; cell differentiation; regulation of developmental process. Lineage: Eukaryota; Metazoa; Chordata; Mammalia; Rodentia; Sciuridae. Gene Ontology annotation, cellular component: membrane. The record is from RefSeq and is a predicted model, not a curated record.